CUUAACAGGGUGGCAGCCUUUCGGUUGGGUGGCAGCAUUUGUUAAAAACAAGAGGUGUUACAUAGUUUUUGCAGCAAUUAAAUCAUUUAAUUCAUAGAAUCCAACAGAAAUGUCUGAGAAAAAACCAAACGGAGAGUCUGAUGACUUAAACGAUUUGCUCGACAAUGCACUGCAGGAUUUUGACAAAACCAAAAGCGGUGAUAAGCAGGAAAAGCCUGUUUCCACAAAUGACACCGCAGGUGAAGCCGGCGAAAGCAACGAGGACUCAAAUGCAUUUUUUGAUGAGCAAGCGAAACUCUUAGCGGACCGCAUGCUCACACUUUUCGGUGGGCCAGAUACGCCCACCGGUGAUAUUCCACCACUGCCACAGAAUCCGGAACAGAUAAUGGCCGGAUUCAAGAAAAUGGCCGAAGCGGCCGCAAUGACCCUCAGCGGCGAGAACUCUGCCAACGACGACGAAGUGUCCAAGUAUUCAGAUAGCAUUUCCCAGGCUUUAAAAGGUCUUCAAGAGGGCACCGAUAAUCUGGCAGCUCCCGCAGCUGACACUGACAUUGCCAGCAUGUUUAGUUCCCUGAAUUUGGAUGGUGCUAGCGAGGGAGAUGGGAAUACUUUCCUGCCAUUCAUGGAGGGCAUGAUGCAGAGUCUACUAUCUGCUGAGAUUUUGCUGCCUAGCAUCAAGGAGUUGUUGGAGAAGUAUCCGAAAUAUCUGGAGGAAAAUGACUCAACCCUAUCUGCCGAAGAUAAAGAAAGAUAUCAGAAACAGCUGGAGCUCUAUAAGGUUAUUGAGGAACACCUGCAGAGCGAGAAACCCGACGACUCGGCCACCGUGAAGAGAGAGAAAUUCCGCGUGGUGCUUGAUGACAUGAGAAAAUUGCAGGAUUAUGGCCAACCGCCAUCAGAGAUACUUGCGGAGACCGGAGCCGAUCUGCCGUUCGCUGAUGCAGCGGCUGUUGGCGGUGUUCCAAGUCCCCAAUGUCCCACAAUGUAAUAGCGCAUCCUGGCUGUGUCGUUCCUCUUGGCGUGCCAAUGGCCGACUUGUGCCUCUUUCUUUGUUGUAUGUUGCACAUUUAGCAUAAGCAUUUGAAUAACUUUCAUAUAUUAUAUUUGGACAACUUGUGGUGGUUUCUACCGGUUAUUUGGCAACAAUGCUUUAAGAGUUUUGAGUUUUGCUUUAAUUACCCUUAUUUUUUAUUUAUAUUCUCUAUGAAAUACAAUAUAUAAACAUUUCAAA
Drosophila innubila is the source of this 1231-nucleotide messenger RNA. It is a transcript of the gene Pex19, whose product is annotated as peroxisomal biogenesis factor 19. Gene Ontology annotation, cellular component: peroxisomal membrane; peroxisome. Bases 110 to 988 code for a protein of 292 amino acids. Gene Ontology annotation, biological process: protein import into peroxisome membrane. The record is from RefSeq and is a predicted model, not a curated record. The transcript is spliced from 6 exons. NCBI's taxonomy places the organism in Eukaryota, Metazoa, Arthropoda, Insecta, Diptera, Drosophilidae.